This is a messenger RNA of Acipenser ruthenus (sterlet), 539 nucleotides long. RefSeq names its product motilin-like (gene mlnl). Gene Ontology annotation, cellular component: extracellular region. Gene Ontology annotation, molecular function: hormone activity; motilin receptor binding. Lineage: Eukaryota; Metazoa; Chordata; Actinopteri; Acipenseriformes; Acipenseridae. The coding region runs from base 114 to 539 and encodes 141 amino acids. The record is from RefSeq and is a predicted model, not a curated record. The transcript is spliced from 3 exons.
UUCUCUUUCUGAAAACAUUGUGCUAAUGAUUUCGAGUAAACAGUUUUGAGAAUCCAGCCCAAAGACUCCUUGAUGUGUUUCUUACGGACGCUGCUCUCCGUUGCAGUGACACGAUGGUCCACGGCAAGGUGAUUGGCAGCCUCUUGGUGGUGUGUUUGGUGGCCAUGCUGGCAGAGCAGACUGAAGGAUUUCUCAGCUUCUUCAGCCCCAGUGACAUGAGGAGGAUGAUGGAGAAGGAGAAGAGCAAGACGGGGAAGAAGUCGGUGAGAUCGGGGGAGACAGAGUCGGGAGAGCUGGCCGCUCCAGAGAGAUACAUGGAGGAGGAGGCUGCCAUGCUGGGCACCCCCCUGGAGAUCGGGGUUCGACUGAGCUCCCGGCAGUUUGACAAGUACGGGGCAGCACUGGGGGAGGUACUGAACGAGAUGCUGGAGGAAGGGGGGAAAGGUGAGGCUUACUGGGAAAACUGGGAGAGGGGGCUGCUGUCAGAAACGGCUAGCACCGGUCUGAAGGAGGUUAUACUGGUUUUAGGAACUGGCUAG